Molecule: messenger RNA, 9466 nt
Organism: Temnothorax curvispinosus
Lineage: Eukaryota; Metazoa; Arthropoda; Insecta; Hymenoptera; Formicidae
Product: lachesin-like
Exons: 10
Coding region: 252-1550 (432 amino acids)
Cellular component (GO): neuron projection
Source: RefSeq, a predicted model, not a curated record
AAGCAAUGCGGUACCACUACAAACUGCUCCGUAUAGCUUCGCAUUAUUUCUCCAAAAACGGAAUAAAUUUUGGAAGUGAUGUGUAAAAUGUGAUAUAAGUAAUAUUUUAAUAUUCGCGCGUGAUCGUCUGAUUACCCGCUGUUUCCGCAAAUGUUAAAAGAAAAAAUAAAAGGAAUUAAGAAGAGAAAAAGGUGAAAGUUAACAAUUCUGUUGUUACAUAUUCUGAUCGCUGGCUCCAUGAUUGUGGCAAAAUGGUGGAUUGGCAAAAGACACUUCUAAUGGUGUUAUUGGCGCUCCUGAUCUAUCCAAAUGAUAUUUUUGGCGGCGCUUUUCAACCCGAAUUCUCCGGCCCUAUCACCAAUCAAACUGUGGCACUCGGGAGGGACGCCACUUUCACGUGUCUGGUGAAACAUCUAGGUGGUUACAGGGUCGGUUGGGUAAAGGCGGACACGAAGGCGAUCCAGGCGAUACACGAUCACGUGAUCACGCACAACCAGAGGGUGUCCGUGUCCCAUAGCGACCACUCUAUAUGGAACCUGCACAUCAAGGGCGUGCAGAAAGAGGACGGCGGCCUUUAUAUGUGUCAAAUCAAUACGGAUCCUAUGAAGAGUCAGACAGGUAUGCUGUCUAUUGUUGUGCCACCUGAUUUCGAUCCUGAAGCUACAUCGAGCGACAUGAUGGUAGGCGAGGGCGGCCAGGUGAAGUUAACGUGCCGGGCGAGAGGCGUUCCCGAGCCGCGCGUAUCCUGGCGCCGGGAAGACGGCAAGAACAUUAUAAUUCGGGAGCCAUUUGCAGGAAGCGCCCCGAACCAGAAGUCUCACGUCCGAAUCGUGUCCGAAUUUUCGGGCGAGGAACUAAAACUGACGAAGAUCUCGAGGAACGAGAUGGGGGUUUAUCUGUGCAUCGCCAGCAACGGGGUUCCGCCCGCGGUCAGCAAACGUAUUUCUAUCAACGUUCAUUUUCCGCCAGUGAUUCACGUACCCAAUCAGCUGGUCGGCGCGCCCUUGGGGACCGACGUGAUCUUGGAAUGUUUCGUCGAGGCGUCCCCGAUGUCGAUUAACUAUUGGGUCAAGGACCCCAAGGGUGAGAUGACACGUGCGAUGAUAAUAUCCAGCGUCAGGCACAACGUCCAGAUGACGACGAAAUCACCGUUCGAGGUCCGGAUGAGCCUCAUGAUCCGGAAUUUGCAGAAAAACGACGUGGGAACGUACCGGUGUGCGGCCAAAAAUUCCCUCGGCGAGGUUGAGAGUAGUAUUCGAUUAUACGAGAUUUCGGGACCGGCGAAAACGCAGACACCACCGUUCUAUGACGAGGAGGACGAGGUGGUGUACGGUUCGGCGGAGAUGGACAAGAUGGACAAGCCACUAGCGGUGGAUAACACGGUCCACGGACACGUGGGUUAUCCGUCGCUCGCCACGCCGUCCUCCACGAUCCGCGUCGGCAAGAAACGACCGAUCAACGCGAGUUCGGGCGCUGAUCCUUAUCCACGACGGCUCUUCGUCCUGGUGUCGCCGCUGUUGUGGCUUUUUAUUGUUUGCCGAAGAUGGUGAUGGUGAUGAGAAACGGGAAAUGAGCCGAGGAACUCUGAAGGACUUGAGUCAUGGCACUCUCAAUGCUCGCACGUUGCGAUUCUCGUAACGCGAUCUCUCGCAACGACAUAAUUCGGAAGAAGAAUUGUUAUAUACGAUCGACACUCAAUGACCAUAAAAUCGAAGUUGUUUGUAUAGCGAGCUGCCGCGAGAAAGAAAAAUAGAUAGAAUAGGUAUUUGAGAAAAUUCGGUGCUAUUCCCCAAACGUACUAUAUUUUAAUUUUAACUGAUGAACGCGAAGAAGCCGCUACGGCCCGUAGCUAAGUCCGCGUGCAGUAAAAGCCCGCAAGCUUUAAUCUUCAUUGGCUAUUCAGCAGCUUGCACGGCUCUACGCGGCAAAAACAACUUCGAAUGGGCUUAAGUCGCCGCCGCCGACGACGACGUAUCGUCUUCCUUGAGUGGCUUAUUCGUAAUUCGUAGACCUAAUCAAUGCAUCGGAAGCUCGCGGAAGGGAUGAACCAGAUGGGACUGAAGGCGGGGGGACGUGCAUUGCGGAGCAUAUAUUGAUCGUGAUACUUGAAUCGGAGAAUCGAUCGGUGAGUGCUAAGUUAAUUAAAAUCAGGGAUCGAAUUCAGUAUAAUUUAAUUUGAUUCUAUUUUAUACAUUAUACAUUAAUGCCCUAGAUUUUUACUCCUAUGUAUAAAAUUAGACUUGUAUGACGUAAUCCCAUUUUACGAUACACACAAGAUAUCACCAUUUUAUUUGAUUUCAACGGUGAUUUAUGAGAAUGAGAUUAAUACUAGCAUCAAUCGAGCUAAAUAAUGAUUUUUAUGUAAAAUAUAAAUUAAAUCAAAAAUUGAAAAUCUUAACUUUUUAUUUUAUUUUUAAUUAUUUAUUAGCGAAGAAAAGGUUAUUAUCGUAAAAUAUCAAUUUCUUCUCUAUUUUCUUAUGCGAAAGCAUGCGCGCGUAUUAUCAAAUCAAAUUGCGGAUUCUCGAUAUAUCGAAUCGAAACGUUACGAAAGAAAGAAAUGUUAGACGCAAAAUGUAAGGAGAAAGACAAUGAAGCGAUAGAGGCUGAAAUUGAACGGACAGAUGAGGUCAACGAUAAGGAGAAGAACAUAUCUCGAAAUGAUAAUCCUGAAUAAUAUUCGCGCGGAUCGAAGAGUCAGGUGCGUAACUCCUCAGUUUCGGCGGCAAUAAAUCUGCGUGAUAUGUACAUAUUUACGUGUAUCAUAUACAGGCACGCUCGCACGUGUAUAUGUGUGCAUACGUCAGGGUAAAACUAACACAUUCGUGCCACUUUUCCCCCAGCUCUGCCCCGCUGCGCUCUCCAGUCGCGUGCGAGUGGCGUGGCGUUCCGUAGAUAGCCAUUACGAUUACGCCGGUGUAAUAGGAUAUGUAUCGCGAGUUUAAACGAGUAUUGAAAGCUUUAAAGGAGUUCGAGCCAGAAGUAGCAAGACGCGCCGUGUCUCUCGCGUGACGCCCCUCGAUCUCGAACGAAUCGAUCGUGGACACAAGCGGCCCCCAAGUUGUUCGCCACACACGCCUCGAUCACGGACGUGCGAUCGUAACCUGUUCUCUCUCCCGCAAACUUUCUUUUCUUCUCCGCAAGGUUACCGGUCGCUCGGGGGAGUUUUUACAGCCCUCUCGUUUAGCGGCUCUCGACAGCACAAAACUCUUCAGUCAACACGGAAUUAAGUAUGUCUUCGGCGAAACAUUUAGUGCUCUACUUUUUGAAUACGAUUCUUCGUACCAAAGUGUUCCCCAAUAGCGGCGGAGUGGAGAAUCGUUUUCAAUGAUUGUUCACUCAAGGGUUUCGAGAACGAGCUCUAGAUAUUGAAACUUCUUUUCGGUUAAAAUAAAAUUGGAUGAUAUUCGUCAGGUAUUUACUUGAAAAUAUUAAUAGCAACUGUUGAUCGUGAAUUUAACAUUAAUGGAUUUAACAUAGAUAAAUCUAAAAACAAUGCUGAAUAAAACUCCAUUCUCGAGAGUUUCUAAAAGCAGAAACUAAAAAAGUAACAAAAAUCGGAAGAACAAAUUUUUUUUUAUAAAAGGAAGAAUUGAACGGAAAUAAAUAUUGCAUUUUUGGAUAUUGUAAGAAAUGAAAUCAGCAUAAGUCAGUAUAGUUCUUGUCCUCAUUGAUUGACUUAACGACAAGACAACAAACUCAAUAUUUUAUAUCCGUCAAAUAUAAUAAGUAUAAUAUUACAAAUAUAAUGCAUUUGACAUUUUUAUGACCACGGCUGAUUCUUUGUAAGUUUAUAGUUUUGCAAGAAAUAUAACAUUAAACUCUAAUUUUGCUUACAACCAGCGUAAAAUAAAAUUAUCAAUAAAUAUUUAAGAAAAUUACAAACUAACAUAUAAAAUUAACAUUUUUUAAUGAAAAUUAAAAUAUGUAAAAGAGAUAUUUGAGAUAAUAAAGAUGCUUCUCAAAAAUCUACGUUGUGUAUAAAUUACAAGCUAUAAUGAGACUUAUAGGAGCAAUUCAAUCAAAAUAGUCAAUAAAAAAUUUUACCGAUCGCGCGUCCUACGAUCAGGAAGUGAUAUAUGAUUACUUGUUUCCAGUGUGAGCCAAACAACUAAUAAGUGUUCGAUAGCAUUAGUAACGAUUGUUUUCUGGCGCGAGUUGCUUCAAGUGAGUAGAGUUCAUGUGUGAGAGAAAGAAAAAAGAGAGUGUGUGUGUGUGUGUGUGUGUGAGAGAGAGAGAGAGAGAGAGAGAACGGUACUAAUUAUAUUUUUAUAUUUCCAUAGUGUGAUUACGUUCCGUAUCGAUAGAUUUUUAAUUACUGUCAAACCCUUGUCCAGCCAUUCCAAUCGUUGUUAUCGUGACAUUCGGUUCUCGCAGUAAUUUCUCUAAUUAUACUUGACGUACAGCAACAGCGAACGUCGUGACGUAAUGGCGUGUCCAGAUUGGCUGUUCCGAUUCCGCUUUCGGAUCUCUAUCCUUUUUUCGAACGAAAAUCCACAAAGUGGAUCUAACACAACCAGUGGAAAGAUAACAAAAUCGAUCGCAUCGAUUCCCCACGCAUCACUCGCUACGAGUGCUACGACAGUUUUGUAUUCACUUGCUAAAUAAAUCGGGCGUCCCCGUGGGUGCUUGGUUUUGAAGUUUUAUGGCAACUGAAAUUGCGUCUCGUUACGCUUCGCGGUUCGUUUUCGGUACUCGCCGUCAGCUCUCUCGCAGGAGCGUCAUCAUACGUGCCCAAUUUCUAUUAAAAUCCAUUUUCGUGUGUGUCUCAAUCGAUUUGUCUUUCAUGAUCGGUUUGCCCGCACCUAAUUGCUCUUAAACAUCAACCAAACUUUUUUUACGUGAAACAUGAAAUUAGUCCUUUCGCUAUUUUACUUAAUUUCAAAAUAAAAGCUGUAAUGAAGUUUUUAUAUUGCAAAUAGUUUAUAGUUUCAAAGUAAUAUUGAAAUUUAAAAAAGAGAGAAGUUUUAAUGGUAAAAUGGUUACACAGUAUUUGCUUGCAUUGUUCUAAAAUGCACGACAAAAUGGAGAUACAUUAAAUGACAAUUUAGGAGAGAAUCGUUAUUUUAUAUUCUCGAUAUUGUAUAUACAUUUUAGAUUCACGCUUGUUCCGCUGAAACGUCGCAUCUGAUAAAUUUGUCGUUUGCAACGUUUUUCUGGGGAACCCUUCAAUUAACCAAUGGCCCAUUUUGCGUUCGAUAUAAUAUGCGACGUGCCACAUUCGUCACUGCAAUCUACAUCGAAAUGGCCGGCCGCAAAAAAAACCUGGUUCGCGAAGCGUCCUCAAGCGUCCUCACGAGAGCCAAUGAAUGGUCGCUCUCUCGGUGACCGAAAAAAAAACCCUCGAGGAAAAAAAAUCGCGACGCUUUUUCCCCCGACGGGCCAAAUCGCGCUCGUUUGCGACACGCCGUCGUAGCCUGCGAGGCCGCGAACGAGCGUUGUUCCCUCUUAUUUCGUCGGAGGGAAUCCUCGUUUCGGAGCGAUUAUCGUAUCUCUCUCUCUCUCUCACUCUUCCUCUCUCUCCGGGCGACGCGGGAAAACAGCGGAGAGGUAGGCCGCCUCUCUCGGUCACCGUGAGAAAUUAUAUAAGGGCGAAUCCGCCUUUAAGGACUAGAGGAGGAAGAUCUUAGUUCCUCCAUAAAUAAACACAACUGCCCGCGCAGCUGGCGCGGACGUAAUUCAUCGUGAAUUAAUUUAAGGGCCACCGCCGCCUCCCCCCCUCUCGCCCUAGUCUCACGUUUUCAUUAGAAGGCCCGGCGUGCCGAGGCCGCCAUUUGGCGGCUCUCGCUUUUAUGCUGAUUUUAUUUCCCUUCUUUCGCGAACUCGCAGCAUCCACGGAGUAAUUGUGCGGUAUUAUUAUCCGCGCCACAAGUCGGGGCGGCACGAAACGACCGCGUGACAUACGGUCCAUCGAAUCGAGCGAGGGCCAAAGUCAAGAUUUCGUGGUUCGCCGAAGGUCCCCUGCCUUCUCCCUGUCGUACGUUCUCAUUCUCACCAUCUUCAUUUUCAUCGUCGACGUCGUCGCGGUGCCCGAAGAUGUCGAUGGCUCCCUUCGUAUGACUUCCAAACGAGCUUACCGUUCCGUGUGGACUACGUCGCGCGGUCGUCUCCAUAAAGUUACAACUGCAGCUGCAGUUACAGUUGUAACCCUUCUCACGCUGCAGGCCCCCAAGCCGUCUCUCCGGCGGCUAUGGCUGCUCGUAGAUUUCUGACCCCCCUCUCGGCCACUCGCUUAAUCGCCGUCGGUUACGCUUAUUAAAGUCCCGAGAGGUACGACGUGUAAGCCCGUCGGGGCGAUAUACACGGGGGACGCAGAUAGUUACGUAUGCGCGCCGGUUGCACGACGUUGGUUUAUCGCGCGCUCGCAGUCCGUGCUUUUCGCCGUUUCGACAUGCCAGACGAAGGGUAGGUACAGUUUCAGAAGUGCGCACUUCAACACGUCGCAACGAGAACGAUCAAUGUAAUUUCGCGACUUGAUCGCAAGGGGACAAAUGUCCCCCAUACGUGUAACAUUUUCCUCAGUUUUGUCUCUGAUUCAUCAAAUAUUAUUUGGAACCGUAGAUAACCGUGAUAAAGAUGUGCAAAAAUAAUUUACCUUCAUCACAAAAUUACAACGCGCACACGUUGAUUAUUCUCGAUCCGGGAUGGAUGAAUGAAUGAUUUACGAAUCGAUAUCCGUCAACUUUCGUGUCUCUUUUUACGUGUUAAUUGAAAUUUUGAUAACGUUUUUUAAACGUCAGUUCUUCGCUCGAGGCGCUUCAACAUUGAUAUAUUUUGGCACUUUAACUGCCAGACGAUUUGGGAUUUUUCUACGACACGAUCGAACAGCUUCGAGAAGUUUGUUUUAUGAGUCUUAAGUGGGUCGAUUGAACUGGUAUAAAGUUUUAAGAGUUUUGGAGAAGGAGAAUUAGCCAACUUCCUUUUAUCUGCGUGAAUUAUCGCCUCCGCGGAUCGUCCCUUUUGGCAUUCACGUUGACAUUGUGUGAAAUAAUGCUAUGUUUUUAUCUUCCAAUGGUUUUACGAUAUUGUACAAACAAUAUACCUCGCGUAAUGCAAAUUUCAUUUAUUUUUCUUUAUUUCAAUUAUGUGAUACUGUCGUUUUUAUCGAUCUCUUCUCGUAUAGAAUGUCGAUAUACUAUACGAUUCCUGAACUUCCUUCGUCUUUUUUGCCCCAGUAUACCCAUGCUUAUCUUUUUCAUGGCUCCUCUUUUAUUUACUUUAGUUUUCGCAACGUGGCUUGUUGCAGUCGUUAGUUUUUCUUUGCGCUUAUUGAGUCGUAAAUAACAUAUCUUCCUUAUCGAACGAAAACACCGUUGCAAAAAAAACCUAUCCAAAUACCUGUUCUAGAAUUUUUCGCUCUUCGUGCAGUAGUUUUCACAAUCGAGUUUCGAAGCUGUGUUAACUUGCACAAACACACACACACACAGACACAUACUCACCUACACACACACACACAAAAAAUAAGUAAGUUAAAAAUAUUUUUAGUUCAUUGACAUAAUGUGCCACAAAAAAGAAAAAAAAAGCAAGAAUCAUAUCCUUGUGACAGAGAUAUUACUCUUAGAAACAUGCGAAAUUUUAUCGUGCAUAAAUCGGCGAAUACAGAUUCUUAAGAAAACAAAGAUCGAUUAAAGUAACUGUAUUCGAAACGCGAUGAACGUCUUAAGUGAUACAUUUCCUCUUUCAAUUCCCGAUCGCACGGAUAAUCGGAUUCUCGACGCUUAUUUCCCAACUUUGAGUUCGGGCGACGGACAAUAUUGGGAUACAGGUCUCGAGAAGUAAAAUGUAUUAUGGAUGUAGCACGGGGAAAAAAAACGUUCUCGCGCGAGAGCUGCCGAUGAAUUUCCUGCGUAACGGGAUACAGGGCCGCGGACCACCCUCGAAAUCUCUAAGUCGUCCGCCGUGGAGAUUAUCACUGGCGAUUAUCUAGGCAACUGUAUGUCAUUGCCACUCGGCGAAGUCCUGCGGCGGCUCAUUCCUCCUUUCGCGCUUCCAAAUACUCCUCCAGACUGUAAUAUCAGACAAUACGAGAAAACGAAACUUCGAAUACGUGGAAAACUGUUAGCGGUGUGCAUGAUGCGAAGAAUAAUUUCUCAACCCUUUAAGGAAUAUUUAAACCCUCCUCCUUCUCUUCCAGCGCCACUAAGCUUUAGGAUCGAUAUCAUAAAGCCGUAUUUUAUUAACAUCAGAAGAGUCGAGAUAAAAUAAUAUCAUUUCUUAUUAGAUUCAAUGAAUUAUCUUUGACUAUCGAUCUAUUACAUAUCUUCAAAGUACGAACAUAUCGUUGAUCAUAUUAAGACCAAAAAUAAAAAAUGUUACCUUAAGAUAAGCAGUUAACUUAAAAACUUAAACCAUCAAAGAGGCCUUUACCCGGCAAUCUUUCAUGUAUUCUAUCAAUAUUUUAUUUAUCUGCAAACUUUAAUCCGGUUUAGUCUUUUUAAAUCCACACACACACACACACACACACACACAUUUAGAAGAUUUAUAUUUUUCCCUUUUUUAAUAAAAACUUUCCUUUAAUUAUACUUCCCUUCUUCUUUAAUAAAAUGUUUCAAAAAAGAGUGUCACUUUAGAAAUUAAAAUGUAACGAAAAAGAAGAAAACAUUAAACAAGGAGUGUCUUUUUCAAUAUGAUUACAGAUAUAGGUGUCUCGAUUCUUCUGAUGUUAACCACAAAGUAACUUUCCUAUUGAGUUUUAAUCGAUAUGAUGUAUUGUAUACUUUUUGUAAGAUAAUAAAAGGCGAACACGGUUGAAAGGUGGUUCCUUGGUUAGAUUUAUGUAAAGUCCCAGUAAGUCGAGAUGUAUCCCGAGAUCAUCUUGGUCCUGACGGGGAUACCUCGCGAAAUAGAAAUGUGCUUUAAGAAUCCUUUGGGACACGAAACGUGCUUGUCAAUGAGUGUUCAAGAAGCUAAUUAAAUGAAUUGCAUUGUCUUCGUUCACGAGCGCAAUCGAUUCGACUUGUACAUUAAGAGAAGAAGUUGCAACCCCCUGCGUUGUUAAAUGGGACAAUCGCGUUCCGUAUCUGAACGAAUCUCGGCGUUGUUGCGAGUAUUAUCUCAAGAUGAUAGAAUGAAAUACUGCUCGUGUAAAGGUAAGUUCGACCGUCGACAAUGUAUACCAAACCUAAACGCUGUAUCUUCCUGUACUUAUAAAUAAUAAUCGCGAAGUCAUAGUAGCGUUCGAUACCGAUUUCCUCGACGGCGUCUUUCCCCCCCAGCGCGUGAUGCAUAGUGCUCCCGUAAUUUUGUAUAAUUGUACGUACGAGCAAUCGAUCACCUUGGUAAGCGAAGAUUAAUUAAAAACGAGACGACGAGCGACAAACGGAUUGUAUAUAAAUAUAGUCGUGUAAGAAGGUAGCGGAGAAUAAUUCUGUAAAUAAUUGUGAACAAAAAAAAAAUACUGUAAUCAAGUAUCACGGCGGAAUAAAGACGGAGCUUCGUGUUGCAUAUGAAGCUAUCGAUAAGAUAAUAA